Messenger RNA from Doryrhamphus excisus (bluestripe pipefish), 2084 nucleotides. NCBI's taxonomy places the organism in Eukaryota, Metazoa, Chordata, Actinopteri, Syngnathiformes, Syngnathidae. The record is from RefSeq and is a predicted model, not a curated record.
UGUUGAAAUGAGCUUUGCGCUCAUUGUUGAGAUGCGGCAGCUCAAAAUAGGCUGGAUUCCUUUCCACCGUUAAGCACACCAAAGAAUAGGUCACAUUAAGGGUGGAUUUGAGAAGCUGUUCUAGCGUCUUCCUCCCGUGUGAGAAAAAAAACCCGCACAUUGAGGUCGUCACGUAAUGGGACAGCCGUUCAAAGUUAGCAUGUGCAAACAGGCGCCUGAGGGGAGAUUUCAUAUGGCGCCCCGCCCCCAUUCAUCGGCAAUUCUUGACGUGAAUGAAAACAGGAAGAUGGCGGUGAUUGAUCACGCUACCACAUCGUGUCUUUGGGAAGUCACAUCUUCAAUGAAGAUCACACCCCCAGUUCUCUCCCCUCUUGAGUUCAAUCUUUGGGGGCACCUGAAAGCCAUGGUGUAUCAGGGGAAGAUACAAGUCAUCCAUCUCAAGGCUCACAAGGGAAGGAACUCGGUCCUUUGGGAAUCAGCACUUGACUUGACCUGGAUAUUUCAUCUUUCAGCUUGUGACAGGACCCCACAGCUCACCAUUGGCAGAUGAGUCCCGCUCUCUGACAAAAGGGUCCCUACGCUCAACCUCAUUUGAUGCAGUGAUGAAAUCCCCCCCCCCCCCCCCUCUCUACUCCUGCCCCCUUUACCCACUACGACACACUCUUCUCACAUACUCAUUCUCUUGUUCAGAGAAACAUUCCGUUUAGCAGCAGAGGGUGUAGAAGGAACAAGGGUCAGGACCCAUGGGUGGGCUUUUAGGAGACAUCCAAGCAUCAGAGCAGCAGAGGAGUGACGUCUUGUUUACAUAUUAGCAAACAUUUAGCAAGUCUUGUCUCUGGCAAUCACACAACAAGCUCAUCUUCUUUUUUUUUGUUGUUGCUCCUUAACACUGAAUGAUUUUCAUUUGGAGUCUGGCUGCAGCUGACAAAAGGUCAACUGCAAUAACUCAUCCAUCAUGUCAAAUAAUUGUGAAUGCAGAACAACACACACAAUUCACAAUUAUUAGCCAGCAGAUCUUUUUGCUGUAAUUGCUAUCUCUGCUAGCCUUCCACUGUUCAUUUUCGGACUUCCCACUCUAAGGCUAAACAUGCAUUUAUACACCGCAUCUUUCCAACUCCAUCUAAUGAGGUGAUGACCAACCACUUGUUAUAAUUGCUGUAUAGUCUCAAGCUUAUUAAUCAUAUGCAGAGUUAUUUAAGGAUGCAUAAAUUAAUCUUAGAUUAAAAAAGUCUAUCAAAGCCUCAAAACAAUUAAAGAGUAAGGUAAGAUUUCCCUUGGGUCGCCACUUUUAUUUUAAUAGAGUGUUCAGGUGAUUAUCAUACUUUGAUGCAACACUGUGAUUAAUGCAGACUCACUUUUAAAUGAACCGCUCUCUCUUGCACAACAAAGGUAUAGAAAAAUCCAGAUAAUGACCUUGCUGACUGUGCUCAUCUUACGGCCCAGAACACCCCCCCUUUUCUCCCCCUAUAUGUGAGAAUAUGUAGCAAUGUGAGGUUGAAUUUCAUCAUCUGAAUAAGACCUUUAAUCUAAUUGCAAGAAUUAGAUUUAAUGAAGAGAUGAGGACGAUGGCUUUAUUGGAGCUGUUCACUGAUCAAUAAAGUGAAAGGCUGUCAGGUUCUAUUUUAUUAUGUUGUCGUUCUCAUAAAUGGAUAAAUUACAAUAUAAGGUCAACAUAAAUGGCUUGUAUUUCAUCAUUUAAAUUGAUAUCUUCAAUUUAGAACUUAAAAUUACUUUUCAAUUAAUCAAAAUGUAAGAUUACAUUACGUUAACAUUUCAUUUUCAUUGUUUCAUAAAUCACAUGACCUAACUUGAUUAUAUUAAAAUUCUGAAAUAUUACAUGCGAUCAUCCAAAUAUUAAAUGUAUUAAAAAUGUGUUUAAUUCCUCAGAGUGUCAUUAUGUUUAAAAAAAAAUGCCAUAUACAGGGUGCAACUUGUUGUUAUUGAAUAUAAGUGUCGGUUUUAGUAUAUUGUCAUUAUUGCUGCACAGUUGCGACCCACUGAAGGACCCGUAGCAACGCGUCGUGUUACCUGCUUCAUCAAUAUUACACUAUUGACUGGCGUCACGCGUGGUACCAAAAUGAAAA